Molecule: messenger RNA, 2510 nt
Organism: Malania oleifera
Lineage: Eukaryota; Viridiplantae; Streptophyta; Magnoliopsida; Santalales; Ximeniaceae
Product: protease Do-like 9
Exons: 9
Coding region: 274-2046 (590 amino acids)
Biological process (GO): proteolysis
Molecular function (GO): protein binding; serine-type endopeptidase activity
Source: RefSeq, a predicted model, not a curated record
AGGCCCAACUCACCCCAAAGAUGAAUGGGCUCACCUGGAUCCAAACCCUAAACUCUGCUUCCUCGACUUUACUCUCCACUGAUCACUUUCCCCUUUCUAUCUUUGGAAAUGAAAUAGAAAAAUCAUUUUCCAAAUUUUCCUGUCAUUCGAGGGGUUUCUUCCAAUCCCCCCAUGAGAUUUCACUAUCUGAGGUGAAGAAUCAAAGACCCUGAAAAGGGUUUUCAGAGGCUUCUAUCAAAUCAAACAGUCCCGGUAGCUCCUCAAUUCCCAAAAAUGGGAGACGUUAAGAGAAAGCGAGGUCGCAAACCCAAGAACCCAGUGGCCGAGACCAUGGAUUUCCAGUACACCAAUCCCAGUCCCGUCUCCGCUUCAGCCGCCGCCGCCGCCGUUGACGACGGCGUGCCACCUGAACCCUCCGACCUCGACCCCCCAUCACGCCGCGGCCGCGGAAGGCCCCGAAAGGCCAGCAAGCACGCAGAAAACCCGGACCCGAAUUUGGGUGCGGCUUCGCCCACUAGAAAGAAGUCGAGAUUUGCCGAACAAAAUGGGGAUUGCACGGUUUCCGUUUCGAUUAAUGGAGACGCGAGACAUGCGGCGGUGGUGGCGGAGCCGCCGCCGAGGUGGGAGAGUGUGGUGAGGGUGGUGCCGUCGAUGGAUGCCGUGGUUAAGGUGUUCUGCGUCCAUACAGAGCCGAAUUUCUCGUUGCCGUGGCAGAGGAAGCGACAGUACAGUUCGAGUAGUAGUGGGUUUAUCAUUGGAGGGAGGAGGGUGUUGACGAAUGCGCAUUCGGUGGAGCAUCAUACUCAGGUUAAGCUUAAGAAGCGUGGUUCGGACACCAAGUAUUUGGCAACUGUGCUAGCUAUUGGAACUGAGUGCGAUAUUGCAAUGCUUACAGUUAGUGAUGAUGAGUUCUGGGAAGGUGUUUCACCAGUUGAGUUUGGAGAUUUGCCUGCACUCCAGGAUGCUGUUACAGUUGUUGGAUACCCAAUUGGUGGAGACACUAUCUCUGUGACAAGUGGUGUUGUGUCACGCAUGGAGAUACUAUCGUAUGUUCAUGGGUCCACCGAGCUUCUGGGACUGCAGAUAGAUGCUGCCAUAAAUUCUGGGAAUUCUGGUGGACCAGCCUUUAAUGAUAAGGGAAAAUGUGUGGGUAUUGCAUUCCAGUCCCUUAAACAUGAAGAUGUGGAGAAUAUUGGUUAUGUCAUACCAACACCUGUUAUCAUGCACUUCAUUAAAGAUUAUGAGAAGAAUGGGGCCUAUACAGGAUUCCCAAUUCUUGGUGUUGAGUGGCAGAAGAUGGAAAAUCCUGAUUUGCGCAUGUCAAUUGGGAUGGGACCUGAUCAGAAGGGUGUCCGUAUUAGAAGAAUUGAGCCUACAGCUCCUGAAUCUCAUGUUCUGAGGCCGUCUGAUGUUAUUCUUAGCUUUGAUGGGGUAAAUAUUGCUAAUGAUGGAACAGUUCCAUUCAGGCAUGGAGAGCGCAUAGGUUUUAGUUACCUUGUUUCUCAAAAAUAUACUGGGGAUCAUGCUCAAGUUAAAGUUCUGCGUGACUCAAAGACCCUUGAUUUCAGCAUAAAACUUGCAACUCACAAAAGGCUCAUCCCAGCUCAUAUCAAGGGCAGGCCUCCAUCUUAUUACAUAAUUGCCGGAUUCGUUUUUUCAGCUGUCUCUGUUCCCUAUCUUCGUUCUGAGUAUGGAAAAGAUUAUGAGUUUGAUGCUCCUGUUAAAUUGUUGGACAAGCAUCUGCAUGCAAUGGCACAAUCUAUAGAUGAACAGCUUGUUGUUGUUUCUCAGGUUCUUGUGGCUGACAUUAACAUUGGAUAUGAGGACAUUGUGAACACCCAGGUUCUUGCUUUUAAUGGUGAGCCUGUGAAGAAUUUGAAGGGCUUGGCCAGCAUGGUGGAGAAUUGUGAUGAAGAAUUUUUGAAGUUUGAUCUUGAAUACCAACAGAUAGUUGUGCUACAGACCAAGACUGCCAAGGCAGCAACUUUAGACAUUCUUACAACACAUUGUAUACCUUCAGCUAUGUCGGAGGACCUGAAGACUUAAGGAACAUUGUAGUGUCAGAUUUUUUCCAUCUCAACUUAUAUUGAUCCAGCCUUUCUGUUUUGGGGCACAACACAAUACAGUAUUUCCAUAUGUAGAUGAAGUUCAGGGAACUGGGGGAUUUGGGUUUACCCUGCAAGGUUGAAUGCAUCUCAGUGGGCAUAGAUAUUUUGUUUCAUUUUAUUUUAUGUGACAAGAAAAGUGGGAUGAUGUUAAGUUUGUUUCCAAUGCCCUUUCAUGUACCAUUUUUUGUUUGUGUUGAGGGGUGUGGUAGCUCAGAAACAUGUAAGAGGUGCUUUUGUAAAACUACUGGAAAAAAUUAGUCUCAAUUAGCAGGUUGAGAAGAAGAUGGUUUAGUGUUUCUGUGAGUGCUAGUAUUGUUGUAUACUUUUUAAAGAAUCUCUAUACUGGGUUUGUGGUGAAAAUGGAAAGGGCCUCAUUGUGCCUAUAAAUAACCUCCUUCUCCA